UUCAGCACAUAAGAAAGGGAGGGGAAAAAAAGGAGAGUGAAGAAUCAGGAGAGAGAAAAACAAUGGCGAACAAGGGGGGAGGAGGAGGAUCGGCGGUUCGUGCGGCGGAGAUGGAGAAGAUGAGCAUUGAACAACUGAAAAUGGUGAAAGAACAAUCAGAUCUUGAACUCAAUCUUCUUCAAGACAGUUUAACUAACAUUCGUACUGCUACUUCUCGUCUUGAACUUGCUUCUAUUGCACUUCACCACCUCUCUUCCCGCCCUCAAGGGAAGAAGAUGUUGGUGCCUUUAACUGCGUCGCUUUAUGUUCCUGGUACUCUUGAUGAUGCUGAUAAGGUUCUUAUUGAUGUUGGGACUGGUUACUUUGUUGAGAAAACAAUGGUUGAAGGCAAGGAGUAUUGUCAGCGCAAAAUCAGCCUGCUUAAAUCUAAUCACGAGCAGCUUGUUGAGGUACCACCAACGCUUGCAAGCAUUGUUAUGCAUAGUCUGAAGCGGCUGCAUUUACAUUUAUGCAUUCCUGUAGGUUUUGAUCUUUUCACUAUAGCUGAUUUCUUACAUGCUUCUCCCAUCCUUGAGGAAUUACAUAUAGAGAUGCAGUAUCGCUGUGAAUUCAAACGAAGCCCCAUAAGACAGUAUUCGGACCGCCUACAUUUCCAGUUGAAAAAAGUUACUAUUGAAAGAUAUAGUGAAAUGUGGAAAGAUAUGGAGUUUUUGAUAUAUUUGCUCAGAAAUUCCAUUACACUUGAGCAACUAGUCAUUGUGCCGGAAAAAACAUCUAAGUUGACGAAGGAGCUAAAUUUCAACUUGCUCCAAGGAGUACAUCCGACCGCGGAAGUCAUAAUAUCCCAUCAUAAGUAAUCCCCAUCUAUUCUGGAGUUGGAGGACAGGCCCCCCUCAUAAGUGGUUAGGGUUUGAUCCUCAUUCUUCCAUUUCUGUGAUAGGGUGGGGAAAUCCCCCAAUUUCUUACCGUAUAAAAAAAUUUAUUUUGAAGUUGCAAAUGUAUUGUGCCGUGUCGUGGCAGAAAAUAUUUCCAAGUGGAUAAGGGGGCCAAUUUCAACUUGCUCAAGAAAGUACGUCUGAUUGUGGGAGUCAUAAUAAUCCAUCUAAAGUAAUCUCUCAUUUCCCUUAGAGUUGCAAACAUGUAUUAUUGUAUUUGUCAUAUUGUGGUGUUACAUGAAAAGCUCUUGCCUCAUUCAAUACAUUUAUCAAUAAUUUUAUACACUACUGGUUUUUUUUUAAUUGGUUUUGUUAAGUCGUGCUAGCUUUGUAUUGAGAAUCUCUACAUUAAUCUAAUCUACUUAAAUAAUCACGUCAUGUUGUGUUUACCGUAUACUUAAUUGUGUUGUAAACCCGUUAUUUUUUAGU
Chenopodium quinoa (quinoa) is the source of this 1364-nucleotide messenger RNA. RefSeq lists its product as uncharacterized. The record is from RefSeq and is a predicted model, not a curated record. Gene Ontology annotation, biological process: protein folding; regulation of DNA-templated transcription. The transcript is spliced from 5 exons. The coding region runs from base 63 to 857 and encodes 264 amino acids. NCBI's taxonomy places the organism in Eukaryota, Viridiplantae, Streptophyta, Magnoliopsida, Caryophyllales, Amaranthaceae. Gene Ontology annotation, cellular component: prefoldin complex; cytoplasm.